This is a messenger RNA of Lepus europaeus (European hare), 3188 nucleotides long. RefSeq names its product chloride voltage-gated channel 2 (gene CLCN2). The record is from RefSeq and is a predicted model, not a curated record. Gene Ontology annotation, biological process: transmembrane transport; chloride transport. Bases 126 to 2822 code for a protein of 898 amino acids. The transcript is spliced from 24 exons. Gene Ontology annotation, molecular function: voltage-gated chloride channel activity. NCBI's taxonomy places the organism in Eukaryota, Metazoa, Chordata, Mammalia, Lagomorpha, Leporidae. Gene Ontology annotation, cellular component: membrane.
CACUCUGCUCUCCGCCGCCCGGGCUGCAGGGACCGGACGGGGACCGGCGCUGGCUGCGCGGGCGGAGAGCCGAGUCCAGGCCGGAGCCGGAGCCGCAGAGGGAGGCGAGAGGGCAGCGCGCCGAGAUGGCGGCCCCAGCGGCCGCGGCGGUGGAGGAAGGGAUGGAGCCGCGGGCGCUGCAGUAUGAGCAGACCCUGAUGUACGGCCGUUACACCCAGGACCUCGGGGCCUUUGCCAAAGAGGAAGCCGCUCGCAUUCGCCUGGGAGGGCCUGAGCCCUGGAGGAGCCCGCCCUCCCCUCGGACUCCCCCAGAGCUCCUGGAGUAUGGACAGAGCCGCUGUGCCCGAUGCCGCAUGUGCUCUGUGCGCUGCCACAAGUUCCUGGUGUCCAGGGUUGGUGAAGACUGGAUCUUCCUGGUCCUGCUGGGGCUCCUCAUGGCGCUGGUCAGCUGGGCCAUGGAUUACGCCAUCGCUGCCUGUCUGCAGGCUCAGCAGUGGAUGUCCCGGGGCCUGAACACCAACCUCCUGCUCCAGUACCUGGCCUGGGUCACCUACCCCGUCGUCCUCAUCACUUUCUCCGCCGGAUUCACACAGAUCCUGGCCCCUCAGGCUGUGGGGUCCGGCAUCCCCGAGAUGAAAACCAUCUUACGGGGAGUGGUGCUGAAAGAAUACCUCACCCUCAAGACCUUCGUAGCCAAGGUCAUCGGGCUGACCUGUGCCUUGGGCAGUGGGAUGCCGCUGGGCAAAGAGGGCCCUUUUGUGCAUAUUGCCAGCAUGUGCGCUGCCCUUCUCAGCAAGUUCCUCUCCCUCUUUGGGGGCAUCUAUGAGAACGAGUCGCGGAACACAGAGAUGCUGGCUGCCGCCUGUGCCGUGGGCGUGGGCUGCUGCUUCGCCGCCCCCAUCGGAGGCGUCCUGUUCAGCAUUGAGGUCACCUCCACCUUCUUCGCCGUGCGCAACUACUGGCGCGGCUUUUUCGCCGCCACCUUCAGCGCCUUCAUCUUCAGGGUCUUGGCCGUCUGGAACCGGGACGAAGAGACCAUCACCGCACUCUUCAAAACCCGAUUCCGGCUCGACUUCCCCUUCGACCUGCAAGAGCUGCCGGCCUUUGCGGUGAUUGGAAUCGCUAGUGGCUUCGGAGGAGCCCUCUUUGUCUACCUGAACCGGAAGAUCGUGCAGGUGAUGAGGAAGCAGAAGACCAUCAAUCGCUUCCUCAUGCGAAAACGCCUGCUCUUCCCAGCCCUGGUCACCCUGCUCAUCUCCACUCUGACCUUCCCUCCUGGCUUUGGACAGUUCAUGGCUGGACAGCUCUCACAGAAGGAAACACUGGUCACCCUGUUUGACAACCGGACCUGGGUCCGCCAGGGCCUGGUGGAGGAGCUCGAACCGCCCAGCACCUCACAGGCCUGGAGCCCGCCUCGCGCCAACGUCUUCCUCACCCUGGUCAUCUUCAUCCUCAUGAAGUUCUGGAUGUCUGCGCUGGCCACCACCAUCCCAGUGCCCUGUGGGGCCUUCAUGCCUGUGUUCGUCAUUGGAGCAGCAUUCGGGCGACUGGUGGGAGAGAGCAUGGCUGCCUGGUUCCCUGAUGGGAUUCACACAGACAGCAGUACUUACAGGAUCGUGCCCGGGGGCUAUGCUGUGGUGGGGGCGGCUGCACUGGCGGGAGCAGUGACACACACAGUGUCCACGGCCGUGAUCGUGUUUGAGCUCACGGGCCAAAUCGCCCACAUCCUGCCCGUCAUGAUCGCUGUCAUCCUGGCUAACGCCGUUGCACAGAGCCUGCAGCCCUCCCUCUACGACAGCAUCAUCCGAAUCAAGAAGCUCCCCUAUCUGCCUGAGCUGGGCUGGGGCCGCCACCAGCAGUACCGCGUGCGAGUGGAAGACAUCAUGGUGCGGGAUGUUCCCCAUGUGGCGCUCAGCUGCACCUUCCGGGACCUGCGGCUGGCACUGCACAGGACCAAGGGCCGCACGCUGGCCCUGGUGGAGUCUCCUGAGUCUAUGAUCCUCCUGGGUUCCAUUGAGCGCACGCAGGUGGUGGCGCUGCUGGCCGCCCAGCUGAGCCCAGCCCGCCGGCGGCAGUCCAAGCAGAAGCGCAGGGUAGCCCACACUUCUCCACCAUCCUGUCAGGAGAGUCCCCCUAGCCCUGAGACUUCCGUCUGCUUCCAGGUGAAGGCCGAGGACGCCCAGGGGGAGCCUCACAAGCCCCUAAAGCCUGCUCUCAAAAGGGGGUGCAGCAACCCCAUGAACCUCGGGGAGAGUCCCACAGGGCACGUGGAGUCGGCCGGCAUCGCGCUCAGGAGCCUCUUCUGUGGCAGUCCCCCUCCAGAGGCCACGUCAGAAUCGGAGAAGUCAGAAUCCAGUGAGAAGCGCAAAUCGAAGCGGGUCCGAAUCUCCCUGGCAAGUGACUCGGACCUGGAAGGUGAAAUGAGCCCGGAGGAGAUUCUGGAGUGGGAGGAGCAGCAGCUAGAUGAACCUGUGAACUUCAGUGACUGCAAGAUUGACCCUGCCCCCUUCCAGCUGGUGGAGAGGACCUCUUUGCACAAGACUCACACCAUCUUCUCGCUGCUGGGAGUGGACCACGCGUACGUCACCAGCAUCGGCAGGCUCAUUGGAAUCGUUACACUAAAGGAGCUCCGGAAGGCCAUUGAGGGCUCUGUCACAGCACAGGGCGUGAAGGUCCGGCCGCCCCUCGCCAGCUUCCGAGACAGUGCUACCAGCAGCAGUGACACAGAGACCACCGAGGUGCACGCGCUUUGGGGACCCCGCUCCCGCCAUGGCCUCCCCCGGGAGGGCAGUCCUUCCGACAGCGACGACAAGUGCCAGUGAGCCCCCGCGUGGGCUGUGGCUGUCAGGCCAGGUUGUAUAGCUCUCCCACGCCUCCUCCUGCCCUGGGAAAGCAGAACACAGCCACAGCCACAGCCCCACCUCCACGUCCAGACCCAGCCUGCCAAUGUCUCCCAGAGCUCAUCCCACCUGGAAACACCCAGCACCUCCUGCAGCAGGUGUCCCAAGGGCAAGAUCAGCACUGCCCUGGUAGCAUGGGGUCACUUGACCCCCACGACCCCGUUGAGGGGAAAGGGAUAGAACUAAGAUGGGUUUAUACUGGAACCUCCAAUGACCAGAUGUAUAUAGAGAUUUACAAAGAUUUUUAUAUUAAUUUAAUAAAACAAAUUCUUAAAUAGAACAAAAUAA